Ramularia collo-cygni is the source of this 1512-nucleotide messenger RNA. Its product is annotated as related to multidrug efflux pump. The transcript has a single exon. Gene Ontology annotation, molecular function: transmembrane transporter activity. The record is from RefSeq and is a predicted model, not a curated record. The coding region runs from base 1 to 1512 and encodes 503 amino acids. NCBI's taxonomy places the organism in Eukaryota, Fungi, Ascomycota, Dothideomycetes, Mycosphaerellales, Mycosphaerellaceae. Gene Ontology annotation, biological process: transmembrane transport.
AUGGAGGCCUACUUCCAAUACCGUCGCUUGCAGCAAUCGAACCAGGAACGGAUUCAGAGAAAGGAUAGCCAAACGGAUUUGGAAAGCUCGGAAAGUUCCGACGGAGAGAAGGCCUCGACUUCGAGAUUUGUCGAAUUCGAACAUUGUGAUCCAAACGACCCCAGGCAGUGGGAAACAAGAUGGAAGCUAUUCUAUACCGUCAUCAUAUGGCUCCUCGUAUUUGUGACAGGAUGGUCAUCCGCCGCGGAUUCCACAUCCCAUGAAGUUGCGGCAAGGCAUUGGGGAGUUUCGGAGGUAGCAGAAUCCCUGGCGGCGUCAAUGUACCUCUUUGGAGUUGCUUUUGGCGCUGUCGUCGCGGGACCGUGCAGCGAGACCGUGGGCAGGUUGCCAACCUACUUGGGAACUUUCGCAAUGUUCUUAAUCUGGACGAUGGCAUCAGCCCUGGCGCCUACCUUUGGCGGACAGAUUGUGUUUCGUGGUUUGGCCGGACUAUUUGCUUCUGCUUCGAUGAGCAUCUAUGGUGGCAGUCUUGCCGACAUGUUCGAAACCAAGACUCGGGCUCUCAUCUGGCCUUUCUUCGCUCUGGCUCCUCUUCUAGGGCCGACGAUUGCUCCCAUUGUUACCGGUUGGUUGACACAGGAGCUGGGUUGGCGAUGGGACGACUGGUUCACGUUGAUCAUCUCGGGAGCAGCUUAUCUAAUGGCCAUGGCAUUUCUUCCGGAGACAUUCCAGCCGAUAAUCUUGUCAUACAAGGCUCAAAUGCUUCGCGAGAUGACAGGAGAUGCCACAUAUCGAGCGGAAUUUGACGAGUCUACGAAUCUAUCCCAGAGAUUGGCUGAGAACUUUCGACGAAUCGCUCGCUUCACAUUUCGGGAGUCUACGACGGUGCUGUUUGGAUUAUAUCUGACCUUUCUCUACCUGCUCAUAUAUGGCUUUCUGGAAGGCUUUGACUACAUUUUCACAAAGACCUACACAUUCAACAUCGGACAGAGAUACACCGCAUUCGCUGCCGUUGCCGUUGGCAUUGGUCUUGGGCUUCCAUACGUUGUGGUGGUCAACAGAUUUGUUACUCGCCGUGACCAAACCCGCACCAAAGGGAACGGCCCGCUACCUGAAAGUCGCCUCAUACCGGCUGUAUUCGCAUCGCCACUGCUGGUCAUUGCCAUGUUUUGGCUUGGCUUCACCAACCGCACCGACAUCUCGUACUUUUCGAGCCUUGGCGCUUGCUGUCUAUUCGGCUUCACUCUAAUGGCCCUUUUCACUCCGACAUACCACUACUUGCUGGAUACGUAUGGUACUGUGGCGUCAAGCGCAUUGGCCGCUAUUACGUUUAUGAGAUAUCUAGCGAGUGGUGGAAUGGUUAUUGCCACUGAGCCGCUCUAUACGGCGUUGACGGUCAAGUGGGUGCUUGUAUUGUUUGGAUGUAUCGCUGCAGUGCUAAUGCCGAUUCCUUGGAUCUUCUGGUGGUUCGGUGCGAGAAUGAGGAGCAAAAAUCCGAGCUAUCUGGGAUGA